Molecule: messenger RNA, 1087 nt
Organism: Emiliania huxleyi CCMP1516
Lineage: Eukaryota; Haptophyta; Isochrysidales; Noelaerhabdaceae
Exons: 9
Coding region: 11-1087 (358 amino acids)
Source: RefSeq, a predicted model, not a curated record
UCUGGUUCCAAUGACACCCAAGACGCUCCCUCCCCAGAAGCGGGCACGCGAAGAGGCCCAGGAGCGCGACGAGGCCGACUGCAGCGGCGGGUGCGGGGAGCGCCGCGCCGCUGCCGCAUAUCCCGCCGAACCGGGGCCCUGGAGGUGCACAAAAUGCGAGAAGCUCAUCGGGUGUGAGGUCAUCGCUCGGCGCGGCCGUGAGUACGAGCGCGGCGUCGUGCAGCAGCGCGACCGCAACAGCCAGCUUCUCGUGCAGUGGUGGGAGGAGGCGGCGACCGGGUCCAAUGAGAAGGGCCUCGCGCCCGAGUGGGUUGCCGAGCGACACGCGGCGCUGGCCGCUCCGGCGGAUGGCGAGCGGGUGCGGCGCGGCAUGGCGGUGCUAGCAGAGUGGGUGGACGGCCGCUUCUACUGCGCCACUGUGCAGGGCGGCGCGGCGCAGGCCCGCGUGCUGCUCCAGUUUGAGGACGGGCUCAGGUAUGAGGCCGGCCUCGACGCGCUGCGGCCUCUGCUGGACAAGCCGCUCCUGCAGGCGGCGCACUCGCCCCCCUCGUCCGCGGUGCGGGAACCGCGCUCGUCGCUGCAGCGGAUGCUUCCCGCCGACCUGCCAUCCGCCCGCGCCGCCGGGUACGGCCCACUGGCGCAGUCGAUGGACCGGCUCGAGGCCGUCUGGCGCUGCUCCGGCGCCUGGAGGGCCGAGCACGAGGCGGCGCUGUCUUUCUUUGAGCUCGCCUCCAUCCUGCAGCGCAUCGACUUCGGCCUCGAAGAGAUGACGGCCGAGGGUGUCGCCGCGCAGUCAAAGUCCUUUACGCGGGCAAUCGGCAGGCACCGGCAACGGCUCGCCCCCCUACCCCCACGGCACCAGCAGCGCCUCAUUCAGCUCCUCGAGGCGCGGAUGCGGCAGGUGUUUGCGCUCGCCGGCUUGUGGCGCGAGUGCCACGCGAGUCUACGACGAGGAGUGGGGGCCUGCGGCGAGUCUACGAUGAGGAGUGGGGGCCUGCGGCGAGUCUACGACGAGGAGUGGGGGCCUGCGGUGCGAGUCUACGACGAGGAGUGGGGGCGCGAGGCUUCCAGCCCCGGCCCGGGGUGA